AUGGGUCUGUCCCAACCCGCGGAAUCCUCCAGUGGUUUGCAAGCAUUCAUCGAUGGAAAACAGACCAAGCAGACUACUCAGGUUCUGACGGCCACCAAUGCCAGACAAACCCCAAAUGGAUGGGUCUGUCCCAACCCACGGAGUCCUCCAGCAGUUUGCAAGCAUUCAUUGACGGCAAACAGACCAAGCAGACUACUCAAGUUCCGACGGCCAUCAAUGUCAGACAAACCCCUAAUGGAUGGGUCUGUCCCAACCCACAGAGUCCUCCAGCAGUUUGCAAGCAUUCAUCGACGGAAAACAGACCAAGCAGACUACUCAGGUUCUGACUGUCAUCAAUGUCCUCCAAUUAAUCAUCCAGGCAUGCAAUUUGAGAUAUCCAAACAAUACACGCGCAUUCUUUACCAAGGACGCCAGCAUACAGACCUUGGGUGGAGACUUAGAAUUGUGGCAUGGAUACUUUUCAACGCUAACAUGUCUAACAAACCCCAAGCGGACGGGUCUGCCCCAACACACUUAAUGUCUCUUGACAUCAACCGCACUCGCGCCAACAAUACUGCUUUUGGCGGAUGA
Suillus discolor is the source of this 570-nucleotide messenger RNA. RefSeq lists its product as uncharacterized. Bases 1 to 570 code for a protein of 189 amino acids. The record is from RefSeq and is a predicted model, not a curated record. The transcript is spliced from 6 exons. Lineage: Eukaryota; Fungi; Basidiomycota; Agaricomycetes; Boletales; Suillaceae.